Prionailurus viverrinus (fishing cat) is the source of this 4622-nucleotide messenger RNA. It is a transcript of the gene TMEM245, whose product is annotated as transmembrane protein 245. The transcript has 19 exons. Bases 23 to 2782 code for a protein of 919 amino acids. The record is from RefSeq and is a predicted model, not a curated record. Lineage: Eukaryota; Metazoa; Chordata; Mammalia; Carnivora; Felidae.
UGGCGGCGGCAGCAGAGGCACCAUGGCCGACGACGGCCGCCCUGCCGAGGCGCCCAGCCCACGGGGCUCCCCGGGUCGGGCGCCGCGGGUCCCGCGCGCGGUCGGGCCGGGAAGCGGGGCCAGCUGCGGGGAGACCCCUAGAACGCCGGCGCUGGCCCUGCGCUUCGACAAGCCCAUCAAGCAGGCCUUCUACAACACGGGGGCCGUGCUGUUCGUGUGCCUGUGCUGCGGCGCCGCCGUGCUCGUCUACUUCAUCCUGGAGGCCUUCCUGCGGCCACUGCUGUGGGCCGUGCUGUGCGGCACCUUCCUGCACCCCUUCAAGAGCUCGCUGACGCGCCUGGGCCGCCACUGGCUGCAGCGCCUGCACCGCGCGCACACGCCCAUCGUGCUGGCCGCGCUGCUGCUGCCGCUCUGCUUCGCGGACUACGGCGUUGAGGCCCUGGGCGAGCAGGCGCUGCGCCGCCGCCGCCUGCUGCUGCUGCUGGGCGCCGGCGGCCCGCUCCUCUACGGCCUCUACUGCCUCGGCAGCUACCUGGGCGUGCAGGUGCUGCUGGCGCACGCCGGCGCGCUCAUCUGCCGCGGGCUGGACUACUUCAGCAGCCUGUGGAUCUGGACACUGGUAGUUGGCUAUGUGUUGGCUGUCUCAUUCAAGUGGAAUGCAAGCACUGAACGCUACUUGAGAGCAGUUUCAAUUCCUGUCUGGAUUAUAUUGCUUUUUCAUUUAGCAUCCUUGGCGGGCUCAUGGAGAAUUCCAGUAUUCCUGGUUAUUGUUUUCCUGAUGUCUGUGGGCACCCUCUAUGAAAAACAAAAUGGAAAAGAGUCUUCUGGAGCGGAGUUACCAGGGCAGGUUAUCUCCAUGGCAGCUUCUACUCUGGCAACCUUGGCCAUCUCCAUCACAGGGUAUGAAUCAAGUGCCGAUGACCAGCCCUCCGACCAGCCUGCAGAAACCAUGGACACAGGAGAACCGCCCGCACCACUGUCCUCAUCUCCUUCACCUUCUUCCCCCUCCCCUACUCUGGGUAGACAGAGGGCUGAAAUGGGAACAUUUCUCAGGAAGAAGAAAACCAGUGACAUCUACUUCGUGUCGCUCGUGUGGGCCAUCGUUGGUGUCCAGCUCUGGUUGAACCUGUGGAUUGUACAGUUGCUGCCGGUGCCUGUGGCAGUCUGGAUCCUCAAAAAGCUUGUCAUUCACUUUGGAGUCGUGGACUUCCUGGCAAAACGCUGCCAGGUGUGGUGGCAGGUGGCUGAGCACUUCCUCAAGGAGCGGCAGGAGGCUCUCGCACCAUGGCCGGUUAUUGGGCUUGGAAAAUUCUUGUUAAAAGUUGAUAGCAAGAUGAUCAUCUGGUUGGAGAAGAUGUUAGACAAAAUAAUUAGCAUUUUCAUCAUAUUUUUAUUAGUGAUAGGAACCCUUCUUUUAGCCCUACUCCUGACUGCAAAGGUGCAUCAGGAGAGUGUGCACAUGAUUGAAGUCACAAGCAAUUUGAUUAAUGAGACUCUAGCAAAUCACCCUGAGUGGGCAAAUUGGCUUCCUGAAGCUCAGGUAGUCCAAAGAGCCCUCAAUUCUGCGGCUAACAACGUGUAUCAGUAUGGAAGAGAGUGGAUAACCCACAAGCUUCAUAAAAUUCUGGGAGAUAAGGUGAACAAUACUGCUGUAAUUGAAAAGCAAGUACUAGAACUUUGGGACAGAUUGUAUCAUUCUUGGUUUGUAAAGAAUGUAACGCAUUCUGGAAGGCACAAAGGACACAAGAUGCAUAUAAAUCGUCAGAAUAGCUGGCUGGGAGACAUCCUGGACUGGCAGGAUAUCGCUUCCUUUGUUCACGAGAACAUUGAGACAUUUCUUUCGAUCUUAGAGUCUCUGUGGAUUGUCAUGAGCCGGAACGUGAGCCUGCUUUUCACCACGGUCACCACCCUCCUGACCAUCCUCUUCUACAGCGGGACGGCCCUUCUCAAUUUUGUGCUAUCUCUGAUAAUUUUCCUGACCACACUAUUUUAUCUAUUAAGUUCCAGUGAUGAGUACUACAAGCCAGUGAAGUGGGUGAUAAGCCUGACACCACUAUCUCAGCCAGGUCCUUCUUCUAAUAUUAUUGGCCAGUCUGUGGAAGAAGCUAUCAGAGGGGUGUUUGAUGCUUCCCUCAAAAUGGCUGGCUUCUACGGAUUAUACACUUGGCUGACUCAUACUAUAUUUGGCAUCAAUAUUGUCUUCAUACCAUCAGCGUUAGCAGCAAUCCUCGGAGCGGUGCCAUUUCUGGGGACAUACUGGGCGGCAAUACCUGCCGUUCUAGACCUGUGGCUCACACAAGGCUUAGGGUGCAAAGCCAUCUUACUGCUGGUUUUUCAUCUCUUGCCAACAUACUUUGUAGACACUGCCAUCUACUCUGAUAUAUCAGGAGGUGGGCAUCCUUACUUGACAGGCUUGGCAGUGGCUGGUGGGGCGUACUACUUAGGCCUGGAAGGAGCAAUCAUUGGGCCCAUACUUCUCUGCAUACUCGUGGUCGCUUCCAAUAUCUACAGUGCCAUGCUAGUGAGUCCCACGAAUUCAGUGCCCACGCCAAACCAGACCCCAUGGCCUGCUCAGACUCAGCGAGGCAGGCACUGGCAGCUGACGGUACCCAUCUGCGAGACUGCUUCUGUGUACUCCCAUCUGUCUUCAGACGGAUCGACAACUAUCCACCUAAGGAAGAACGAAGGGGAAUACCACACCCUUUCCAGCCAAGCCCGGUACCGUGGCCUGUCCUCAGAGUACUCUUCUUCGGAGAAGCAUUGCCAGAACUCUCUGGGCUAGGACUUUUCAUGAUAUUUCUGAGGAUCUGAAAUCUUCAGUAGACUGACAUGGUUUCCCCCGCAGUGAUUUCUGUAGGAGGCUCCGUCUUGAUAGUGAGUUCAGCUCAGCUGUGGCCUUCUGUCCUUUCAUCCGUGCCUAGCAAGCAGAGCCCGGAAGAGAAGCAGAACCCUCCUGGCCUUCCCUACAGAAUGCCUGGACAAGAGAGAGCUCGCUGUGGGGUGCUUUCCAUUUUAAAGCACGGCUUUAGAGCUCAGAAUUGUGGUUUGCUCACUUAAUUGUUGCUAGGAUGGCUUGAAGAGUUUCGAUUUAUACACUGGUACCAUGGCUUGAAGUUUCCCACUUUGGUUAUCUAUAUUAUUAUAAUACGUAUUUAUAAAGUUAUUUCAAGAGCCCUAAACUACCUGCUGUUAAAAGUAGUUACAGUGUAAUUUUCUCCUGCUUUAAGGAAUCUGUUCUUAAACUUUUCUAUGGUCGUCACUUUUUAAUGAAGAGGGUUUUCACUUUUGAAUUUGCAGUUUCUUGAGCAGGAAAAAGGAGUCGUCUUCCCUUCUUCCACCGUGUAUGGUCCCCUUUGUAAGAAAGAACAAAUCUUAAGUGUAAGACGGGGUGGCUUAUUUGAAUGUCAGUUAGUUGUGUGUUACAGCCAUAGGAGACACAGAAAGACUGUCACCCCCCCCCCCCCACCGCCUUUCUCUUCCUUCCAUCUGCCAUUACACUAUGACCAACUUUCUAAAACUUGGUUGACCACUUUGAAGUAAAAUACUGAUUAAGCUGCUAUUAAUGGUAACAGUAUGACAGAAUUCACAUUGUGGUUCAGUUUUUCUUUCCAGAUACUUUAAGUGAAAAAUCUCAGGAGUAGCAGUUCUCUGAGUUGUUGAAUGUAUCCCUGGUUUGCUUAUUUGAAAUUCUGCCAAUUAGUUACUUAUUAGCAGUAGAAUGUUACAUUUAUGUAGUAUUUUUCCAUCACUUAGCACAGUGCCUUGCACAUAAGACUCUAGAUGAAGGCUUGUUGAAUUAUGACUUUUUUAAGUAUCUCAGAUAUCACAAUAACCAGCAUAGCGCUUUACAUCUUACAAGUCGUUUUGCGCAUAUUUUUUCACAGCCACUCCCCAUCAGCUUUCAUGUAGCUUUAUAUUAUUUUAGAACUGUUUCAUACAGAUGGGGAAACUAAGGUUCAGAAAAAUUUAGUAAGAUUUUUACCUCAAAUCUUUCUGACUUAAUAGUCUGCGGACCGUGCUGUACUGUAACAUUUCUUCCAGUAUCUUCCACAGUUUUCCUAGUGUUUGUCCUACAGUUAAUGACAUGGCUGGGACUGGAACCUAGCUCUUAGCUCUGUGCCCUUUCCACUGUAUAAUGCAAUCAUUAGGCUCUUUAUCUGUCCCCAAGGGAAUAUGGAGGAGAAAGGGUUCCUAAGUAUCAAAGACCUCCCUUUGGAAAACGAAGGUAGAAGUCUUUUUUUUUUUUUUUUUUUCUAAAACAUUGUCUCCCUAAAGCAUAGUUAAUAAUAAUUAGCUUAAAUUUAUUCUGAUAUUACUUAAGAAAUUAGGUCCAUCUAGGAAAGAGGCUACUGUGAGGGCUUGACUUUAUACAGUAGACUACAUGCAGGUCUCUUAUUUUUGCUGUCACAAUCUGAUGUUACACCGAGUGUUCCUUUGGCCACUAACUGACUCCUGCUUUUCUUCAGUCAUUUGUUCAGGAAAACUUGUCAAGAGUUUGCCAGCUCUGGUUCCCAUGCCGAGUACUGUACAGGGUGCCACAGGCAAUCAUAAGAAGCCCUUCUCUCACCUUGAAUCUUGGCCACAUCAUGUGCAUUACUAAAAUUAAAAUUUUUGCAUUAAAA